Molecule: messenger RNA, 1220 nt
Organism: Cuscuta campestris
Lineage: Eukaryota; Viridiplantae; Streptophyta; Magnoliopsida; Solanales; Convolvulaceae
Source: the annotation of a GenBank genome assembly
CUGACCUAUUCAAACAACCAACAAGUCGGCUUCUUCUCAGUCUCUCUUCGAAGGAGGCACCGACGAACGGUGGCUGGGCGGCGACUGACGGCGGUCGGCGGUCUUGCUCCUCCACGAAGAUCGGUCCAACCGAAUCCAACACUCGAGCUAGAUCCAGAUUGAUAGAAGCUGCAAAACCAAACCGAUAAAGAAAAUGAGUUCCUAGUAAAUAAUCCUACUUUUCCCCGAGCGGUCUUUUCUUGCACUGCACUUGAUAAUUGCCAUGAAGCUACUUGCAUCUUUCAGAUCGUCACACAGAGCACUUUGUGGGAUCACAGGACCUCUGCAAUCGCGGUCAUUCCAACCUGAUUUUGUGCCAAGUGAUCCAAAUGCCAAGCCUGUAAAAUACAAAUACCCUGCAGUCUACGAUCCAUAUGGACCUAGACCCCCUCCCUCCAAUAAGAUCAAGCAGCUUGCAGAGCGCAUUGCAGCCUUAACUCCAGAGGAGCGGAAACAAAUCGGGCCCACACUCAAAGAGAGACUGAAGCUUCCCAUGUUGAAAAACAUAUCCACAGAAGGCGCCGGUGGGGCAGGUGGACCGGUGGGCGGUGGGCCCACGAAGGCCGAGGAGAAGGCCGAGAAAACAGCAUUCGACGUGAAGCUAGAGAAGUUUGACGCAGCGGCCAAAAUCAAGGUGAUCAAAGAGGUGCGUUCUUUCACUAGUUUGGGGUUGAAGGAAGCCAAGGAGUUGGUCGAAAAGGUCCCCGCCGUGCUCAAGCAAGGUGUCACCAAAGAGGAGGCAAAUGACAUAAUCGAAAAGAUCAAAGCUGUUGGAGGAGUUGCAGUUAUGGAGUAAUAAUACUAAUAAUUAUCAGGAAAAUGCUAAGGUACCUCUAACUCUCACAUUUCAUCCCAACUUUCUCACCGACAUUGAAGAGGUGGAGUGCCCCUAGCAUGGUCCUGAUUAUUAUUAAUAUAAACCUUCUUGGAUGAUGUUUUGCAAAUUUGGGAGGACUAAAGAAGAAGAGUCUUCAGACUCAGCCAGCCUUUUCUUUUAGACACAUAGAGUGAGGUAAUUCUGAGUUAUGAUUCAAUGACCCUUCAAAUAAGGGUGUGUUUUAGAGAGCUUACUUGGAUCUCUACUUGCUUAUUUUAUGUUGCUUUUACAGUUUUGGGUUUUGACAAACCAAUUUUGCUUAAUGCUUAUUUUAAGCAGGAAACGAUCUCUUUAUGUUAUGGUA